This is a messenger RNA of Dissoconium aciculare CBS 342.82, 926 nucleotides long. RefSeq lists its product as uncharacterized. Lineage: Eukaryota; Fungi; Ascomycota; Dothideomycetes; Mycosphaerellales; Dissoconiaceae. The transcript has a single exon. The record is from RefSeq and is a predicted model, not a curated record. The coding region runs from base 205 to 915 and encodes 236 amino acids.
ACCUGCUUUGCACGAUCGCACAAUCGCACCACGCGAAUCCCACACAACACGACUACAUUCAACUCCGCCACCGCAACAGUCGAUCCGAUCAUUGGAGCUGCAAAUUCAGUAAAACACAGCUUCAUUCAUCCCUGGGCAAGGACAGCUGCCUUUCCGACCAACUAGUAAUCACCGGCUUGCAUUCGCCAUCGUCAAACGCACACCAUGCGGUUCUCCAGUUCACUCCUCGCGCUCGUGGCGGUAUCCUUCUCGGGUACCUCGCUCGCCGCAUCGCUUUCCGACUUCCAACCAAGCGUGAACAACCUGCCUGGAAAUUGUCAGACAGUAUAUACUGCCGCAAUAAGUGGAUGUAGCGGUGCGGAUUUCGGAGGGAAAUGCAGUCCAGCCUGUAUUAAAGGUCUUCAGUCGAUGACCUCGUUCGUCCAGAUGGCCUGUACUGGCAUCAACUUUCAAAAUCAGAAUCUGAUCUCUGUUUUCCUGUCCGGCAUGGGACCUGCGAGUCUGUGUCCAAACCUGGGUGCAUCUUCUGGCAACAACAGCCCGACUACCACCUCUCAGAAAACAACCACAUCUGCUGCAACCACUUCGCCGUCGACAGCAAGCACCGGGAGCACGCAAAGCACGGCAUCUACAAAUUCGUCAAACCAAACAACUUCCAGCUCGCCAAGCGCAACCAGCACAGCAACAAGCUCGACCAAGACCAGUCCAACGACAACUUCGGCAGGCCAGACCAACGUGCAGACAUCUCCGACAGCCUCGCCGCCAGCAUCAGCACAAUCACAGUGUACCAGCCGUGGUGGCGGUGGCAGUCCGUUCGACAUUCAAGGAACCCAGUGCUCAUCCGCAAGCAGCCUUACUACCUGGACAGGAACUACCAUGCUGCUGGCAGCAUUGAUUGUCCUGGUCGUACUAUGAUCGAGAAUCAC